This is a messenger RNA of Nothobranchius furzeri (turquoise killifish), 1732 nucleotides long. It is a transcript of the gene soul5, whose product is annotated as heme-binding protein soul5. Gene Ontology annotation, cellular component: cytoplasm. Lineage: Eukaryota; Metazoa; Chordata; Actinopteri; Cyprinodontiformes; Nothobranchiidae. The record is from RefSeq and is a predicted model, not a curated record. Gene Ontology annotation, molecular function: heme binding.
GCCAAUCCUGUUCCCAGGGGUGGACUGACCUUCUGGAGCACCGGGAGCCGUCCCGGUGGGCCGACAGUGUGGGCAGGGCCGUUGGGCCGGUGUCAGACUCGAAGACUGGGUUCGGGAGGAAGAGCGUUUAUUAUACAGACGGUGGGCUGAAAGCGGUGCUGGAAAGGCUGACGGAUGAGGUCUGAGGAGGAAAGGUGGAGGUUUAGCUGUAGUAGCUUUGGAAAUACUCUGAUCAUGGAUCACGGUGGAACGAUGACUGAGUGAAGAGCCGGUGUAGCGUCUUCCAUAUAUAGACAUCGAUUGACGCAGGUGAAACGUGGAGGGAAUCCCCGCGAGGGGCAUGCUGGGUAAUGUGGUCCAAGACGGAAGCCGGUCAGCUGGGAGAGCCCGGCCUGGGGGCUUGGACUCUGACAGCCGGUCUGACAUUUAUUAAUUAUUUCAUUCGUUCAUUCAUCCACUCGUUGCGUUCGUCUUUCUCUCUUGCCCUCAGAUUUCUUACAAAUUGGGCCGGCCAAUAGGUUGCUGAGGCUAGCAGUGUGUUGCCCACAUCAAGAUGUAUUAUUGGUCUGUUUCUCAUUGUCAUGGGCUGACUGGUUCAGGGCGCUGCGACAGGGCUGUCAAUCUUAGGCAGCACAAACCAGGGUGGGCGGGGCCUCAUCGCUAGUCGGCGGGAGUGAUGGUUGGACAGUGCUGCGGUCGGACAGUUGAUGUGGAAAAUGGAUAAGCCUAGGAAACGUUUGGGUGGCGCAGAAAAGUUGCGGCGAAAAAAAUUGAAGUCUCUAGAGGUGGGAGCUGCUAAGUGUUCUAAGUUGACAGACCUAUUUGGUCCUGGGCCGGCCUUUGUCACCACCCCAGCAGGUGGUGCUGGUGCGCCAGGAGAAGGGCCGACACAUGCAGUUGUACCUCUCAGCUCUGGUAGGCUUUCUUCUGGUUUUACCAGCUGAUGCUUUAGUUGGAAACUGCUCUCAACUAAACUUCAACACAGAGACAGAACAAUGCCUGUUGUUUGGUCUGGUGUGUAAAGGCAACUAUGAGGUGCGCCACUACGAUUCUGCAAAAUGGGUUACGACCAACGACACCUCCUUCUCCAUAGAAACGAUGAUGACGCAGUCGUUUAAACGGCUGUAUGGCUACAUCACUGGUGAAAAUGAUCAGGGCAAAGAAAUAGCAAUGACUACACCUGUUGUUAUUAAAUCACCUGAGAAGUACUUUUGGCAUCGAGCUGUCUACACAAUGAGCUUCUUGCUGCCAGCUGAGCACCAAAAGAACCCGCCUAAACCUACUAAUAAAGAUGUUUACAUCCAAGAGACCCCAGAAAUGAACGUGUAUGUGAUGACUUACGGCGGGUGGAUGAUGAGUAUUACUGACACCUAUAACUCCUGUAAACUCGCCUCUUCACUUGAUUCUGCUAAAGCAAAAUACAACAGAGAUUCCCACUACUCUGUUGGGUAUAACAGCCCAAUGAUUUUGAGGGAGCGACACAACGAGGUGUGGUAUGUGGCUGAAGGUGAGCUCGUCUGCCCCAGCCAGUGAGUGAUUUGAUCUAAUAUCCCCCUCCCUGGACCUGAUGGGGCCUACUGCACGGCAGAGACACAACAGCUGUUGUUAAAUAUCACAUAUCAUAACAGAAAUGUGUGGGAGCACAUCAACAUAAUGUAAUUUCAUUCAAAAUUUUCAUGUAUCAUCUCAUCAGAUUACGUUGAUUUAUGGACAAUAAACGUAUGCAAUGAUU